Messenger RNA from Plectropomus leopardus (leopard coralgrouper), 1886 nucleotides. It is a transcript of the gene cry5, whose product is annotated as cryptochrome circadian regulator 5. The record is from RefSeq and is a predicted model, not a curated record. Gene Ontology annotation, cellular component: cytoplasm; nucleus. Gene Ontology annotation, molecular function: FAD binding; deoxyribodipyrimidine photo-lyase activity; DNA binding. NCBI's taxonomy places the organism in Eukaryota, Metazoa, Chordata, Actinopteri, Perciformes, Serranidae. Gene Ontology annotation, biological process: entrainment of circadian clock by photoperiod; circadian regulation of gene expression.
CUCUUUUCUGAUUGGCUUAUUUAGGAAAGCCUCCCGUUUUGUAACACAAGCGAGCUUGCACGUUACCAAACAAAUUCUCAGCACCGAACAAGAGACCUGACUAUUUGGAAGUACAAUAAAGGUUCACAGUCAUGGCACAUACAUGUAUUCACUGGUUCCGCAAGGGACUCCGGCUGCAUGAUAACCCAGCCCUCAUGGCUGCUCUGAGGGACUGUAAGGAGCUGUACCCCGUGUUCAUCCUUGACCCUCAACUCCACAACAAAACCCUAGUGGGUAUCAACCGCUGGAGGUUUCUCAUAGGAGCCCUGAAAGACCUGGACUGCAGCCUCAGGAAGCUGAACUCAAGGUUGUUUGUUGUGAGAGGGAAGCCUGAGGAAGUCUUCCCCAAACUGUUCGACAACUGGAAAGUAACAAAGCUGACCUACGAGUACGACACAGAGCCUUACAGUCUGAGCCGGGACAAAACGGUGACCAUGCUGGCCAGAGAACAUGGAGUCGAAGUCAUUUACAAAAUCUCACACACUCUUUAUGAUAUAGAAAGGAUAAUUGAGGAAAACAAUGGGAAGGCUCCCCUUACUUAUAACCGUAUGCAGGCAAUAGUGAAGACUCUCGGUCCCCCUAAGAAACCGAUUCCUGCUCCAACCAUGGAAGAUUUGAAAGAUGUAAAGACGCCUUGUUCAGAAAACCAUGAGAAAAAAUACGGGAUCCCUAAGCUGGAGGAGCUCGGCCACUCGGACACUGCAGGUCUUGAAGAGGAGCCGUUCCCUGGGGGAGAACAAGAGGCGCUGAGGAGACUAGAUGAACAUAUGGAAAGAACGGCAUGGGUGUGUAGCUUUGAGAAGCCGCAGACUUCUCCGAACUCUUUGAGCCCCAGCACCACUGUCCUCAGUCCAUAUGUCACUUUCGGCUGCCUGUCUGCACGCACCUUCUGGUGGAGGCUGACACAUGUCUAUCAGGGGAAGAAGCACUCAGAUCCUCCAGUGUCCCUGCAUGGCCAGCUACUGUGGAGAGAGUUUUUCUACACCGCUAGUGUGGGUAUCCCGAACUUUAACAAGAUGGAGGGCAACCCUGUAUGUACCCAGGUGGACUGGGACACAAACCCUGAUUAUCUGGCUGCAUGGAAAGAGGCUCGGACCGGUUUCCCCUUCAUCGAUGCCAUCAUGACUCAGCUGAGGCAGGAGGGCUGGAUCCACCACCUGGCCAGACAUGCUGUCGCUUGUUUUCUCACCAGGGGAGACCUGUGGAUCAGCUGGGAAGAAGGGCAGAAGGUGUUCGAGGAGCUUUUAUUGGACGGCGACUGGGCUCUGAAUGCUGGAAACUGGCAGUGGCUUUCAGCAAGUACCUUCUUCCACCAGUUCUUCAGGGUUUACUCCCCUGUCGCAUUUGGCAAGAAGACUGACAAAAAUGGAGACUACAUCAAAAAAUACCUUCCUCUUCUAAAAAAGUUCCCAGCCCAGUAUAUCUAUGAGCCCUGGAAAGCUCCCCGCAGUGUCCAGCAGGCAGCAGGAUGCAUGGUGGGUAAAGACUACCCCCAUCCCAUUGUCCAGCAUGAAGUGAUCAGCAAGAAGAACAUUCAGAGGAUGAAGUUAGCUUAUUCCAAGAGGAACAGCGACCCUGCUGAAUCACCCAGCAAAAAGCAAGGUGUAAAGCGCAAGGCUCCAUCUGUCGUUGACAUGCUGAAGAAGAAAAACAAAACAAUGUAAUGGUACUCAAAUGGAUGCAAAGUAAGAGUUAUUGUGCAAUGAAUGGAUGUUCAUUGCAAGUUACUAAAGAUAUACGGGGUGAAUGCUGUCUGGACCGGAAGCUAGAGACUUGUCUCAUAAAUGUAUGCAGGCAGUCCACUAAGUCCACGUCUUUUUAGUACACCCUUCAUGGUUACCAUUUUG